CACAUGUGAUAUGGUCCAUGCUUGAAAAGUGUUUGAAAAUUGAAAAUGUUGAAUGGAUAUUUUGUUAAUUUGUAUUAUUGUAUUAUAAUAGAACAUAUAGUGCUUUAAAGUUUUGAAGAAAAAGUCCAUAAAUCUUACAAAAUGCAAGUAUCAGAAAUUGAUAAUGUUAAGAUUUAUAAUCUCAGUGCGGGAAAAUCAUUACCAGAUUGGUUAACAGAAAGAAAGAAACGAGCAAUAUUGAAAAAGAAUGUAGAUCUCCGACGAAGAAUUGAACUUAUUCAAGAGUUUGAUAUGCCAGGUGUGAGUACCAGCAUACGAGCUUCAAAAGAUGGACAGUAUAUUAUGGCUACUGGUAUUUAUAAGCCAAGGGUGAAAUGUUUUGAUGUCAACAAUUUAUCUAUGAAAUUCGAAAGAUGUUUAGAUUCAGAAGUUGUUACAUUUGAAAUACUUAGUGAAGAUUAUACAAAGAUAGUGUUUCUUCAAUGUGAUCGCUAUGUGGAGUUUCAUGUGGGACAUGGGAGACAUUACAGAUUGAGAGUGCCUCAUUUUGGUAGAGAUAUGACCUAUCAUCGCCCCUCUUGUGAUCUUGUUGUUGUUGGGGCUUCAAGUGAAGUGUACAGAUUAAAUUUAGAAUUAGGACAAUUUUUGGCUCCAUAUGUCACCAAGGCGAAUGAAAUUAAUUGUUGCAGUGUAAAUGAGGAACAUGGCUUAUUAGUAUUUGGUUCAGAAAGUGGUCAUGUUGAAGCAUGGGACCCUCGCACUAAAUCUAAACAAGGCGUGUUAGAUUGUGCUUUACACUGCUCAGAUGCUAAUUACAGAAACUCUACCAUGCCAUCUAUAACAGCUUUAAAAUUUAAUGGUGCAUUGCAAAUGGGUGUAGGGACUUCAUCAGGGCAUGUUUUGCUUUAUGAUAUAAGAUCCAGCAAACCAUUAUUAGUGAAAGACCAUAUGAAUGAAAUUCCUAUUAAAAAAAUUGAAUUCCACAAACAAAUGAAUUAUGUUUACUCAAUGGAUGCUAAUGUUGUUAAGAUAUGGGAUAAGAAUACAGGCAAACAGUAUACCAAUAUAGAGUCAUCUGUUGAUUUUAAUGAUCUCUGUGUAAUACCAAAUACAGGACUUUGCAUGAUGGCAGUUGAGGAUCAGAAAAUGCAAGUUUACUAUGUACCCUCAUUAGGACCUGCGCCAAAGUGGUGUGCUUUCUUAGAUAAUUUGACAGAAGAAAUGGAAAGCUCUGCAUCACAAACUGUAUAUGAUGACUAUAAGUUUGUCACUAAACAGGAGCUUGAAACUUUGGGCUUGGAUCAUCUUUUAGGAACAAAUCUUUUAAGAGCAUAUAUGCAUGGAUAUUUCGUCGAUGUGCGAUUGUAUAAACGAGCGAAAUCAAUUGCCGAUCCAUUUGCAUUUGAAGAGUAUAAGAAACGCAAAAUCAGGGAAAAGAUUGAACAAGAAAGACCUUCAAGACUUAAAGUGGACGAUAAUUUGCCGAAAGUCAACAGAGAGCUUGCAUCUCGUUUAUUGGAGAAUGGUGAUAAACCUAAAAAGAAACAGACUGGCAAUCUAUUGAAAGAUGACAGAUUUAAGGCAUUGUUUGAAAAUCCUGACUUUGAAGUGGACAAGGGUGCUGAAGAAUAUAGAUUAUUGAACCCAGUACUAUCUCGAUUGGAUAAAAGUAAACCCAAGCCUGAAGCUGAAGUGGAACGAAUGGAGGAUGAUGCUGAAGAAAAGGAUUCAGACGCAGAGUUCUAUGACACGAGUGGCGAAAGUUCGGACGAUGACAGAACGUGGGUGAAGGAAGUUAAGAAACAACAUAAAAUUAUAAGAAAUAAAAAACAACGCGACAACGACGAAGAAGAUGACGACACUAGAAAAGAGAAAGUCUACGAGUUUAGCAAUGCACCCAAAACAGUCAAUAUUAAGAGAGUAAUGCAAGUCAGUAAAAAGAGCUUGGGAGAACGAUUAAAUAAAGAAGGCUCCACUGUUGUAUCAGGGACUGGUGGUAAUAGAGAAAUGAAGUUCGUUAUGAGAGGCAAGAAACAUAUUUCAGAUAAUCAAAAGAAAAUGAAGAAACACUAUGAAGAGAGAAAACAAUUGGUGAGAAGAACAGGAUUUUUAAAGAAAAAGAAUCGAUCAUAGUAAAAAUAAAUGUUAUUAUAUUUUUGA
Messenger RNA from Colias croceus (clouded yellow), 2160 nucleotides. It is a transcript of the gene l(2)34Fd, whose product is annotated as nucleolar protein 10. Gene Ontology annotation, biological process: maturation of SSU-rRNA from tricistronic rRNA transcript (SSU-rRNA, 5.8S rRNA, LSU-rRNA). Gene Ontology annotation, cellular component: small-subunit processome; 90S preribosome; nucleus. The transcript is spliced from 10 exons. Bases 142 to 2133 code for a protein of 663 amino acids. The record is from RefSeq and is a predicted model, not a curated record. Gene Ontology annotation, molecular function: protein binding. Lineage: Eukaryota; Metazoa; Arthropoda; Insecta; Lepidoptera; Pieridae.